UGAAAAAUAUUGAUGAUAUUUUAGUUUAAUGCAUCUUUGCGAAUUAGUUCCGUUAAUAGCUCCAUUAGCUGAUCGAAUGCACAAGUAGCAACUCUCAUUGACAUAACACAGUGAAGAUUACAAAAGCCACAGGAAGCUUUCUCUCCGGCCUCGUUCUCGCCAAAAACCCUCUCACAAAACCCACGUUACACGGUGCCGCUCUUUCUCUUUCUCAACUAAAGGGAAAUUAAUGGGUGGGAGAGGGAGCUUUUUGAGCCCAUUAAACGUAGAGUAGAAAGGUAUCUUAUAUUCCUUAAAAUUCGUGUAACUAUAUACCACUUUUGCGCAUAUAUAUUAUUAAUACAAGUGCUAAAAUUAAAAUUAUUAAAUUUUGUGCUAAUAGAAUUUGUUAUUACCGUAUUUGAUAAUUAAUAUGCGUUUUUUUCCGGGAGUACCUCUCAUAUUAUGGUUGGGUAAUGGGUAUGUGAGGGUCGAGUCUCUGGAUGUUAUUUCUUCCACUUUUUUUUAGUCAAGCAGCUGGCCCAGUGGCUCUUAUUUUCGACUCGCUCGUAGACAUCAGUUGCAGUUCGGAAGCGGAAUCGGCUGAUGUUGUUGGUUCGGUUCGGACGUGGAAUAUUUCACUUUUGCACGCUCCUAUUUUCGACUUCAAAGAAUCGGCGAACGCGCACAGAACAGACCGAUAAAACUUUCCCUUCACUCUCGUUUUCCGCGACGCGAUUUACAUUUUCAAGUUUGGUUUUAAUGUGUUGUAUUCGAUGUAAUUAAUUUACAUUUAUAACACCUUUUCAAAACUCAUGGAAUCGGACAAAAUCCGUUGACCCAUUGUGCCAUAAGACUUUUUCCCUUGCGUUUCGCGGAUUGUCGGCUGUCGGCUCUUUCUGCCCAUUUAUCGUGUUUUGCUUUGGUGUUGAUUUUCGUGAGCGACGCACACUUUUCUGUUUGGCCUUGCUGCUUCAGUUCUGGAAGCCACCCCCACCUUUGUAAAUCUCAACGUUUGCCGGUCCUUACCAAUAUGGAAACGGUGGUGAAGAAUGGCAUGGAAAACUACAGAUUUGGCAGUGUGGACUAUGUAGUUUUCUUGGGCAUGAUUGUAUUAUCGACGGGCACGGGAAUCUAUUUUGGGUGCAUCAAGAAAAGCAAGAGGAAGCUCGAGGAGGCGGAACCCACUCUUCCGACGACAAUGCCAGAAAGGCGCAAGCACGAUUUCGGAUCGGAGAAAAUGAGUGAGUAUCUGCUUGGGUCACGCAAUCUCAAAGUUUUUCCCGUUGCUAUGAGUCUGAUAGCUAGCUAUAUAUCUGGCGUCACGAUACUAGGCACCACCUCAGAAAUCUACAAUUAUGGCACGCAAUAUUGGUUUAUAGCCAUUGCAAUCGUGCUCCAAGGCAUAGCCGUCUCCUAUGUGUAUAUACCCGUAUUUUCGGCUCUUCAAGUAGGCUCUUCCUAUGAGUACUUGGAGAUGCGUUUUCACUCGGUGAUUAGAAGCAUAGCAUCGUUUAUGUUUAUACUGGACGAGAUACUGUUUCUGCCUUUCAUUGUGUAUGUGCCAGCUAUAGCUCUUAAUCAAGUAACAGGCAUUAAUCUCCAUGUGAUUGCAGUGGUAAUUGUUGUCGUGUGUGUUUUCUAUACGUUUGUGGGAGGGAUCAAGGCAGUGGUCCACACAGAUGCCUGGCAGGUUCUGGUGAUGUUCCUUUCCGUUCUUGCAGUGGCUGUUUUGGCAACUGUCUAUGCCAAAGGCUUAAAUGCCCUUUUUGACGAUGCAGCCAAAGGUGGACGAUUGAUAUUUAACAAUACAAACCCCUCGCCCUAUGUUCGACAUACCGUUUGGAGCGUUCUCAUCGGUGGUUUCUCCUACUGGACAUCUUUUAAUGCCGUCAAUCAGACCAUGGUUCAGCGCUAUAUGUCUCUUCCGUCGCUAAAAAAGGCCCGUGCUUCCAUGGCAAUUUUCACAAUUGGAGUUGCUGCAUUCGUAUCAGUUUGCUGUUAUGUGGGAUUGCUUAUCUUUGAAAUGUACAAGGAUUGUGAUCCUCUUAGUGCUGGACUCAUCACGCAUGACGAUCAACUCCUGCCCCUCUUUGUUAUCCAGAGUGUGGGUCACAUCUAUGGAAUGUCUGGCUUGUUCAUAGCUGGAAUUUUCGGAGCUGCAUUGAGUUCUCUUUCCGUAGUUCUUAACUCUACUUCCUUAGUGAUCCUGGAGGAUAUAGUUCGCGGCUGCUUCAAGAUGCAACCAAGUGAAAGAGCUUCCACCAUUUUGGUCAAGUCAACUAUCAUAGUACUUGGCUUAGUGGCCCUCUCACUAGUGUUCGUCCUGGAGCAACUGAGUGGAAUUUUGAGCAUUUGCACUUCAAUGACGGCCAUUGCAGCUGGAACCACUUUUGGCUUGUUUACUCUGGGAAUGCUCGUUCCUUGGGCCAAUACUGUGGGCACUGCUGUGGGCGGAAUUGCAAGUGCUCUGCUUGCGGGAUGGAUAUCCUUUGGAACGCAGUUUACCAUUGCAGCGGGCGAAUUAAAUUCUCAAAAGCUUCCCGUAUCCGUGGAGGGAUGUGUGGGUAACGUAACUCUUCGAGAAAACGUUUGGGUAGAUGAGGAGCAAGUUUUCCCACUGUAUCGACUGUCCUACCACUGGAUAAAUCCCAUUGGUGUUGCCACAGUCAUCGUGGUGGGCGCUUUAGUCUCCCUUGUGACCAAACCAACAAAUAUCAAAACUCUGGACCCGGAUCUGAUAUCACCAGUGAUUCACAGAUUCCUUCCAAAAGAGUGCUUUAGCGGUCGCAACCUUCAAGUUCACGCACACAAAAACCUUCUAAAUGUCUCCUGAAAUACACGCCAUAACAUCCUGUGCCAAGUCAUAAGGAAUUGAUCGAGAAAUUGAGGUCCUGUGGCAUUGAAUUCCACCAAUUUGUUUUGUUAGCGUAGUUUGUAGUAGUAGUUUCAUUGCGGGAGUUACCUUACAAAUAACCUAGUUUAGUACAAUGCGAUCCAGCUAUUGGAUUGGAAAACACAAACCGAAGUACAGGAACCUAUGAAUCUGCAUCUCCAUCUCCAGAGUGCACAAUCAUUGCCGUAGUGUAAAUAUUGUAUUAUAUAAUAGCUUUAUUUAAUUGAUCUGUUCGUAUCUGUUCUUCACUUUCCAGCUUAUGUUCAAGCGUUAUUCUUUGGCAUUUUCGAUUUGUAGUCAGCAGACUGUGUCUCAUUAUGUAUUCCGUGUGACUUUACAAGCAUAAUGUCUGUGAUAAAUUCAAUAAAUAGAUUAUCGAUCGAA
Messenger RNA from Drosophila eugracilis, 3259 nucleotides. It is a transcript of the gene SLC5A11, whose product is annotated as sodium-coupled monocarboxylate transporter 2. The record is from RefSeq and is a predicted model, not a curated record. Gene Ontology annotation, molecular function: symporter activity. Gene Ontology annotation, biological process: sodium ion transport; transmembrane transport. Gene Ontology annotation, cellular component: membrane. NCBI's taxonomy places the organism in Eukaryota, Metazoa, Arthropoda, Insecta, Diptera, Drosophilidae.